AAAAUCUCGACGUAGUCUACUAAAAAAAAAAAACAAAAAAACAAAAACUACAGGAUUUAGCGGAACGAAGCUGAGGUUGAGCAGCUUUGAGUUGAUGUUGAGAUUGAGUAUCUGCUGGCGCUAUGCUGCUUGUAUAUACAUACAUAUCUCAACAAUCGUGAUACUCGUUUAAAUAAAACGGAAGCUCGAGGAACUGCGUAAAAAUAAUGAAAAUACGAAAAAGAAAAUGCAACCAGUUUGGAGAAACAGCGCUCGAGCUAGGCAAUAAAACCUACAACUGUAAGUAAGAUAAAGUGAAGUGAGCUGAGGAGCAACCGCACCAACGAGCCAACAAGCCAACAAGCCAGCCAACCAACGAAUCAACCAACCUAUCAGCCAGUCAACCAGUCACUUAGUCACUUAGUCAGCUAGUCAUUUAGUGUGUGUGUCAGUUGGUGAGAGGAAACCAUCAGUCAGCGUCAUCGUCGUCUUCGACGUCGUCAUCGUCGGAAGAGUCAGUCAAAAUAAUAGUCAACCGUCACGUCAGAGCACUUCAGAUUGCAUGCGAAUAUCGCUUGCGCUCACUUAACCAUUGAGCGCCGCCCCAUUUCCGGCAGGCAACCAAGAAGGGCGGCCGGCGCAACUUCUCUCGCCAAUUCUAACAAUCGAGCCUGCAACCUGCCUUUCGCAUAGCCAAAAUUUUCUCGCAUAAAAGGCAAUGAACUUUCUGAAGCAGCUACUUGACGGUUGUUUCGUGCUGUGUGGCUUCAGUUUCUUGAUUUUCCUAUAUUUACCACUCAUGUUGGCGAUGCCGGAACAAACGCGUCUGGCAAACGAUUUCGAUUACCGGUUGCAGCGUGCAAAACAUGUGUUGCGGGAGUCGCCACUCAUUGACGGUCACAACGAUUUGGCGUGGAAUAUACGGAAAUUUUUGAAAAAUCGUCUGCAAGAUUUUCCUUUUGCCGGCGAUUUGCGUGAGGUGUUGCCAUGGUCGGCGAGCGCUUGGAGCCACACCGAUUUGCCGCGACUGAAGGAGGGCAUGGUGGCGGCACAGUUCUGGUCGGCAUAUGUGCCCUGCUCCUCACAACAUAUGGAUGCUGUGCAAUUGACGCUGGAACAAAUAGAUUUAAUACGACGUUUGGUAAAUUUGUAUCCAAAUCAAAUGACGUUCGUCACAGAUGCUUCAGGAAUUGAGGAGGUGCAUAGAAGUGGAAAAAUUGCUAGUCUGAUCGGGGUGGAGGGUGGCCAUUCGAUUGGCACCAGUCUCAGCGUUUUGCGAAUGUUCUAUCAGCUUGGCGCGCGCUAUUUGACACUGACACACACCUGCAAUACGCCUUGGGCGGAUUGCUGCAAGGUUGAUGAGCCAGGAAAAUAUCCACAUAUUGGCGGACUCUCGAAAUUCGGUAAGUUGGUGGUGCAUGAAAUGAAUCGACUGGGCAUGAUUGUCGAUCUGUCUCACGUCUCGGUGCCGACAAUGUUGGACGCAUUGAGCGCUUCGAAGGCGCCUGUGAUAUUUUCGCACUCCUCCGCGCACGCCAUAUGCAACAGUUCGCGUAAUGUGCCAGAUCAUGUGCUGCAGAAAAUUGCAGUCAAUGGCGGCUUGGUGAUGGUCGCAUUUUACCCACAUUUUCUUAGUUGUUCGAGUCAGGCGACACUAGAGGAUGUUAUUGGUACGCGAUCGCAUGGAGCAGAAAAAAGUUCCACCUGUCGAUCAAACUAUACCACCCGAAGAUAUAAUGGGAAGAUCCUACUGCCGCUAUCAAGGACCACGAACGUGAUUACUUUCCUAAGAGAGAGAAAGCGAGACAGAGAUUAGUUACAAAUAAGGAGAUUAAGAGAGAGAGAGAGAGAGAGAGAGAGAGAGAGAGAAAAGGAGAAAUUCGCCACAACCAAAAUAGAAUUAAAUGAAUACUUUGUUGUAAUAACUAAGAGUACGAGUAUUAAAACAAACGAAUUUCAUAAAUUCGAUGUAUUUCUUUCGCAGCGCACACAAACUUACAAAAAAAAAAACAAAAAAUUGUACGAACGUUAAAUUACGAAUUAAAAUAAAUAUCUACGAAAUAUGUAUUUAUACGUUUACGAGCGAAAACAAAAAAAAAAAUUGAAAAUGACAAAAAAACUAUUACACAAACAAUUACGUUGAGCACAAAACGCUAUUUGCAAAUAUUUAGUUUUAUAUUAAGCAUAUAAGUAUGUGUAUAAAUAAAAAUUAC
Molecule: messenger RNA, 2192 nt
Organism: Rhagoletis pomonella (apple maggot)
Lineage: Eukaryota; Metazoa; Arthropoda; Insecta; Diptera; Tephritidae
Product: dipeptidase 1
Biological process (GO): proteolysis
Molecular function (GO): metallodipeptidase activity
Source: RefSeq, a predicted model, not a curated record